This is a messenger RNA of Clupea harengus (Atlantic herring), 6135 nucleotides long. RefSeq names its product A-kinase anchoring protein 12b (gene akap12b). NCBI's taxonomy places the organism in Eukaryota, Metazoa, Chordata, Actinopteri, Clupeiformes, Clupeidae. Gene Ontology annotation, molecular function: calmodulin binding; protein kinase A binding. Gene Ontology annotation, cellular component: cytoplasm. Gene Ontology annotation, biological process: signal transduction; regulation of protein kinase C signaling. The record is from RefSeq and is a predicted model, not a curated record.
CCCCCAGACCACCCGAGCCCUCCGGUACCGACUGCAACAUCUCCCCCGGGUGGCUUGGGCCUGUGGUGGAUAUCCUCAGGUCGCUCGCUAUCAGUUGAUGCUACAAGGCGUGCCGCCAGUGCGUCCUGCGCGUGACAUCUAGGAGACGAGAGGAGACGAGAGGAGGGUCUUACAAGAGUCUGCUGCCUGACCGGGAGAGCAUCACUCAGUGCGCAGACACCCGCUGAACGCUGCUGGAUAUACUAGUGUGUGUGUGUGUGUGUGUGUUUGCCGGACCCAGCUUCGGCGUCUGCAUCUCUUUAAGGACGAAAAGGAGCGAGCGGGGUUAGACUCACUGCCACGAGACGACAUGGGAGCGACAGCAUCAACGCAGCAGCGGGAAGCGAAGAGCCCCGAACCCGCCCCGGCUCACGAGCCGGAGCUGAACGAGCUUCGGGAGGCAGAAAACCUGGACGACAAGGUGCUGCAGAAGAAUGGGCAGAUCUCCAUCUCCAGCCUCAACCAGACCGACAUCAACGGCCACUCCGAGGACAACACACUCUCUGAGGUGGGCCAGACGGAUGCCGCGCCCCAGAAGGAGGACAUUCCGGAUGAUUCCAUGAUCACUCCGGAGAACAACGAGGAGGCGCCUCAGGUGAACGGGGAGACUGAGGAGAAGAGCAAAUCCGCCGCCGACGCUGACGUCGUCAUGGCGACAGAGGAGAAGGCCGGCGAGGUCAAGGGUGACGCCGAGACCAGCGAGGAGGAGGUCGGGUUCAAGAAGAUCUUCCGAUUCGUGGGCUUCAAGUUCACCCUGAAGAAGGACAAGAACGAGAGGAGAGAGGGGCCGGAGCCCGUGAAGCUGCUGACCGUGGAGAAGAAGGAGGACGAGGCGGAGGUGCCCGCUGCCCAGGUGCCCGCUGCUGAGGCAGAGGGGGAAGCCAAAGAAGAGCCCAGCACAGAGGUAACCACGGCGACGACAGAGGGGAAGGCGGGUGACACAGAAGAAGCCCGGUCUGAGGCCGAGACCACCACCGCCACCACAGCUGCAGAAUCAGAGGCGGACCGCACGGAGGCGGCUCCCACGGAGGAGGUGGCGGAGGCUGUGGAGGCGCCUGAGAAAGAGGCCGAGGCACCAGCCGCCGCAGAGUCUGCCGUCAUCAGUCCAAGCGCUCAGGAGACGCAGUCGUCCUUCAAGAGGUUCUUCACUCAGGGCAUCUUCUCCAACCUGAGGAAGAAGACCAGUUUCAAGAAGGCCAAAGAGGAGGAGGAGGCGGCGGCAAAGGAGAAACCUGCCGCUGCCGAGGAGGACAUCAAAGAGGCCGAGGAGAAGACAGAGGGGCAAGCUGAGGCUGCGGAGGCCACAGCAGCGGAGACUCCCGCUGAGGAGAAGGCCACAGAGGAACCCGAAACAGCCACUGAGGCAAAACCAGCAGAAGAACCCGAAGAAGAACCGGUCCAGGAGGAGGAACCCGCCGCCCCAGAAGGGUUAGCAGCAGCCGUCACUCCUUCUGAGGAGAAGCCUAAAGAGCAGGAGGUGGUCGCCGCCGUGGAUACAGAGGCGACGCAGGAGGCAGAGGCUGAGGAGGCUGUCCCCCUUGCCCCCACACAGGAGGAGGCGGAGGAAACCACUGAGGACCAGGUUGCCCCUGGAGACGCCCCUGGAGACGCUGCCACAGAGGCUGAGCUCGUCUCGUCCCAGGAGAAGGCCAAGGUUCAAGGGAGCCCCCUGAAGAAGCUCUUCGCCGGCGCGGGCCUGAAGAAGCGUUCCGCCAAAAAGCCAAAGGUGAAGAAAGAGCCGGAGACGACCAAACUGACUGAAUCAUCGGGCGAACUGUCUUCCGAACAGCUUCAGACGUCCACAGAAUCGGCAGAGAGCCAAAGAACAGCUAACAGCGGCCCCUCCUCGCCCGAGGAGUCUGGCGAACACGUCGUCGUCGGCAAGGCCACUACCCCUGAGGCGAGCCCGGAGGCCUCCACGUCGGACGGGGAGAAGAAGAAGGACAGCAUCCUGCCCUGGGCGUCCUUCAAGAAGAUGGUGACCCCGAAGAAGAGGGUCAAGAGGUCGUCAGACGAGAGCGAAGAUGAGGCGGCGCCCGCCGCCGCCGCCAGCGACAAACCCAAGUCUGCUGCCACUCUCUCCUCCACAGAGAGUGCCGCCGAGAAACCAGAGGAAGCGAAACCCACCAAAUCUGAAGAGGAAGAAACAACAGACGAACCGAAAGCUGAGAAAGCGAGUUCUGAAGCUACAGAAGAAGCCGAAGAUGAACCGAAAGCCGAAGUGAGUUCGGAAGCUAAAGACGAAGACGAAGACGAAGCUAAAGAUGAAGCUAAAGCCGAGAAGGCGGAGCUCGCUGCCGAGGAGGAGCCCAAAAAGAAGAUGGACUCCUCUGUGUCGUGGGAAGCUCUGAUCUGCGUGGGCUCCACCAAGAAGAGGGCCAGAAAGACGUCCGACUCCGAGGAUGAUGAAGACACCACCAAACUGCAGGAGGAGGAGGAGGAAGGCCAGCAGCAGUCGGGGGGGGAGGAGAAGCAGCAGGCCAAAGCGUUGUUGGAAUCCUCCCAGGAAGCCGACGACCACGAGAACCUGGCCUCGUCGCCCGAGCCCGAGGGAGAACUGGUGUCCACCUGGGAGUCGUUCAAAAGGAUGGUGACCUCCUCCCGGAAGAAGAAGCCGGAGGACAGGUCGUCCGAGGACACGUCCGGAGCGGAGCAGACGCUCUCCGACAGCGAGAUCCCCAAAGAGGAGUCCUCCUCGUCCUCGUCGUUCUCCCUGAAGAAGCUCAUCCCGCGCCGGAAGAAGAAGAGCGAGGCGGCGAGGCAGGGGCCCGUCUCCUCAGACGUGGGCUCCGCAGAAGAGGACUCUGACACUCCUGCAGUCGUGCCCCUUUCUGAGUACGACAACGAGCCCUCGGAGCCCCCAGCAGAGGGCGCUGAAGACACCAAACCUGAGGCGUCGGAGCUGGAGGUGGCAGCCCCCCCCGCCGCGGCUUCCUCUUCUGAGGAGCGCUCGCCGUCCUGGAUCUCGGCAGUCGUCGUGGAGGACCUCGAGGAGGACGCCAAGCAGCUGAGCGAUAUUCCCGAAGAAGGCGACACGGCCGGCACGCCCAAGUCCACAGACAACACUAUCGCCGAGGACAUCGUGGAGCUCACCUCCGAGGCCGUGACCACACUCGAGCAGCCCCAGGAGCCCUCCGCUGCUGCCGAGGAAACCGAGAUGGUCUCCGCUGCGUCCCGCAUCUCAGCGUCUCCGGUCACCUCCGGGGAGGCCACACCUGUAGCGGUGGAGGCUGAUGUGAAGGUGGAGGCCGUUCUCCUGGAGGCUGUGGAGGUCGUCACGCCCGCCGCCACAACCGUGACCCUCGCUGAAGACCACCACGAGAUCGCCACGGUGAUCACAGACUCCCAGCAGGUGGAGGAGGCCACCAGUGCAGAGGAGGUGGCCGUCGUCCUGGUCCCUCACGAGAAGGCGGCGGCCUCCAACAUCUGCACCGGCCUCAGCGCGGAGGUUCUGGAAAGCGCAGAGAUCGAGAUUCCUGCGCCCGCCGUGGUGGAGGGCGUCGGCGCCGUCGCUGAAGUCGUGGCAACCGAGGUGGUGGCGGUGGAAACCGAGGCUGAGCAGCCAGAGGAGGCGGCGGCGGCCGCCACACAGGACGAGGUCCACGAGGCCGAGGUGCAGGAAGUCCAGACCGAGGAGGCCGCUCCUGCUCCGGUGGAGAACGCUGUUGAGGAGACCCCGAGGAUGGAGGAGAUCGGAGAUGAUGCACCGGAGACCGAGUUGGUCGACGAAAUCGAGAAGGCUCCGGCGGUGAAGGUCGCAGUCGUCAGCGCGACCCCGGCAGAGGCUGAGCGCCUGGAGGAGCCGCUGGUAGUGGAGGACACCCUCACCCUCACCCUCACCCCGCAGGUAGAGCCAGAGGGUCCCGUCGAGCCGCUGGUGGUGGGGGAUGCCGUCUGUUGUCAGACGGUGGAGGUCUCAGAGGUGGCCGUGGUGGCAGAGGACACGGAGGAGGAGAAGCCGUUGGUUGACGACGCGGACGACGAGACUGCAGCAGCCGUGGCCGAGCUGGCACCAGCGGAGGAGGUCACCGAGGCGGUGAUCCAGGAAGUGACCACAUCCCUGUCGGCGGACGCACCAGUGGCUGCUGAGGGUUCCGAGGCCACAGAGGCCGUAAUUGCGGUCGUGGCUCCAACAACAGAAGAAUUUGCAGUUGUCAAGGAAACGGUGUGUGUCAUCAUCAGUUCUCCAUCAGCAGAAACCGCUGACACCCUGACGGCAGAGAUCAAAGACGACGAUGUUGUCAUGGAGAAUGUAGCCGCUGAACCUACAGGGGACGAGGACGUCAUCCAGGUCCAGGUCCAGGAAGAGGAGGUGACCUCAGCUGCAGCGGUGGUGGAAGCCAGCGUGGAGGUGGUGUGUGUGUCUAAGGACAGCGUGGUCGUGGAAGAGGUGUGUGAGAAGGUCGAAGACGCUCCUGAGCCGAUGCACGCCGAGCAGACGAAGGCGGAAGUCGUUGAGGAGCAGCAGAGCUCUGUGAUCGUGCAGACCAUCGUCCAGAACGUCAAGGAGAACGUCUCUGAGGAGAUUAAGGACACUGUUGCAGAAGAAAAAACACCUAAAAGGAUCAAAACCAUCGUUCAAGCGGCUCAGUUCACGGAGGUGCUGCCGGUCUCGCUUCCCUUCAACAUCGAGGCCGUGCAGGAGGAGGUCGCCGUGAUGUCUGUGACCGGCAUUGAGCUGAGCAUCGAGGUGGUGCCACAGGAAGUGAGCAUCGAGGUGGUGCCACAGGAAGUGAGCAUGGAGCUGCCACAGGAAGUGAGCGUGGAGGUGCCACAGGAAGUGAGCGUGGAGGUGCCACAGGAAGUGAGCAUGGAGGCGCCACAGGAACAUGGGGAGUCUGAGCAGGAAGUCAAAGAAAGUGCCGAGGAAGAGGAGAAGGUUGAUACAAAGGUGGAGAAGGCCGAGGAAGAGGAGAAGGCCGAGGAAGAGGAGAAGGCCGAGGAAGAGGAGAAGGUCGAUACAGAGGAAGAGGAGAAGGCAGCGGUGGAGGAGAAGGUCGAUACAGAGGAAGAGGAGAAGGCAGCGGUGGAGGAGAAGGUCGAUACAGAGGAGAAGCAGAUUGACGGGCAAAGCAAAGUCGAGACCGAACCUGAGCAAGUGACGCAAGAGGAACAACAACAACAAGCGCCCGCCACAGAGGAACAACAAGCGCCCGCCACAGAGGAACCCAGCCCAGCAGAACCUACAGCAGAACCUACAGCAGAGGAACCCAGCCCAGCAGAACCUACAGCAGAACCUACAGCAGAGGAAUCCAUCCCAGCAGAACCUCCUGCAGCCCAGGAAUCCAUCCCAACUGAAAUGACCGAGGCAGCAGCCCCAUCGCAGAUCGCCACACUGACCGAGAGCCAAGCAGAUGCAUCCAGCCUCGUCCCCACGGCAACCACAGAUGCAUCCAGCCUCGUCCCCACGGCAACCACAGAUGCAUCCAGCCUCGUCCCCACGGCAACCACAGAUGCAUCCAGCCUCGUCCCCACAGCCACAUCUACUGACGGCCAGGUAGCCCAGGAGGCAGACAUCAAAACAGCUGAGGAAUCUGAAUCUGAAGCCGGCGGCGGCGGUCUGGACACGCAGAGUUCCGGAGAUGUUCUGGCUCCCGACACAGACAUGAACGGGGACAGCGCUGCUGCUGUGGUCCAGGAACCUGCAGGGUCAGAGGUCAGCGCUGUGGUCCAGGAACCGGCCGCAGACAGUCAGAGCCAAGCAGAGGCCCCCUCCCCCUCCCAGGAUGCAGCAGAGCCCCCCUCCCCCUCCCAGGAUGCAUCAGAGCCCACACUCAAGCCUGAGCCCCAGAAUACGGUGAACGCACAGGAAGUGAUGGAGCAGAUUACGGUGAACGCACAGGAAGUGAUGGAGCAGAUUACGGUGAACGCACAGGAAGUGAUGGAGCUGGUUCUGGAGGAAGUGGUGAAGGAGGUCCAGCCCGUCUCCGCCGAGGUCGCCACAGUCUCAUGAGCAGCAGGUGGCGUUCGGAGCUGCUUCUCCUGCAGACCAUCAGUGGUAGAACUCAACACCCCACCCCCCCCCUAACAACAAGAGACUAAAAACACACACACUCCUCCACUCUCCAAGACUGAACACACACUCCUCCACUCUCC